UCCUGAUUCAGACCAACAUAGAACGCAACCAAAGAGCGACUCAAAGAUAUGGCGCUUAAAGGCGAGGAAGAUAGGAAAUGUUUUUUUUCAUAAGUUUUAAAAGGAAGAGGGAGAUUUUCAGAGCCACAGAGAUUCAUCUCUGAAACCUCUAAUUAAUUCACUUCUCCUUGAUCCCUCCAUCGCUUACUCCCUCACUCUCUCUUGCGCGCGCCCUCUACGUGUUUUGAAUUGGAGGAAGAUUCAGGGAUUUGAAGGUAUCGCAGUAUGAGCAUCGAGAGUCCUGGUGAAAGGGAGAGUUAGGGUUUUGAGUUUUAAGUGAUAGAGGUGGGAUUUCCAUGGGCGAUGGAGGCGUCGCGUGCCUACCUUUGCAGCAACAACAGCAGCAUGUUAUUGAGACGUAUCCAAUUCCUUCAGAGAAAAUGCUUUGUUCAGGUAAGAAUAAUGGGUUCAAUUCAAAGUCAUCAGUCAAAUUCAGUGAGGCAGAACGGAAGCAGAAGAUGAAGGUGAAGAAAGAAGAGGUCGUAGCGAAGGAUGUUGAAUUGGGAAGAACAAAGUCAGGAUUGGAUAAGGCAGGGAAGAGCAGCAGAGAAGUUGGGUAUGCUGAAAACGGCGUUGUUAAUGCUGAGAAAGAUGAAGUUGAAGAGGGUGAAUUCGGAACAUUAGACAAUGGGGAGCUUGUUACGGAGAAGUCAAGAAAAGGUGGAAUUGAGAACAGUGAAAAAUGGAGGAUACCGGAGACUGAUAAAGGAGAGCAUGUACGGGGAAAGUGGCGAAGAGGGGAUAUAGAGAAAGGGGAGAUAGUUUUAGAGAAGAGUAGAUCAAGAAGGUUGGCUAAGGAUGAAAUUGAGAGGGGAGAGUUCAUUCCUGAUAGAUGGGAAAAAGUUGAUAUUGUGAAGGAUGAAUUUCGUUAUUCAAGAACACGCAGAUACGAGCCCGAGAAGGACCGAGGGUGCAAAGGUGUGCGUGAGCCAACGCCACCCGUUGUUAAAUACCCAACUGAUGAUGUUAAUAGAAGGAAGGAACUCAAUCGAAGUGGCAAUCAGCUCAGUAAAAGUACGCCCAGGUGGGAGACUGGCCAAGACAGAGGCUCGAGGUAUGGUUCGAAAGUUUUGAACGAUGAAGUUUCUCACAGGAAUGACUACAGCGAUGGUAAGAAUUUUGGGAAAGAUUAUUCUUCUAGCAAUCGUUUGAAGCGCUAUAGUCAAGAGUCGGAUAAUUUUGAGCGCAAACAUUAUGGUGAUUAUGGGGAUUAUGCAGGGUCAAAAAGCAGGAGGCUUUCAGAGGAUAGCAGUAGAGCUGCCCACUCUGAUCAUUAUUCAAUCCGUUCUAUGGAAAGGUCUUGUAAAAAUUCUUCUUCGUCUUCUUCUCGGGUAUCUUCAUCUGAUAAGUUCUCGUCAAGGCAUUAUGAAUCUUCUUCUACUUCAUCUCGGGAAGCUUAUAACAGACAUGGGCAUAGCCCAGGUCAUUCUGAUAGGUCACCUCGUGAAAAAUCCCGGCAUCAUGAUAUCAGGGAUCGCAGCCCUGCCCAUCGGGAUAGAUCACCAUACAUUGGUGAAAGAUCACCAUAUGGUCGUGAUAAAUCGCCAUAUGAUCGGAGUCGACACUAUGACCAUCGUUAUCGCAGUCCUCAUACAGAGCGGUCCCCGCAAGAUCGAGCUCGAUGUCAUAGUCGUAGGGAUCGAACACCAAACUAUUUGGACAGAUCACCUCUUGAUUGGAGUAGGUCCAAUAGCCAUAGAGAAUCAAGCAGAAGAAGUAAAGGAAAUGAAAAACACAGUUCGCACAAUGGAAGUAGAACUCGGGAAGAUAAAACUACACUGAAGGACCCUGAUGGAAGGGAAUCAAUUGUGACAACAAAAGAAUCCUGUGAUAAGAUCAUUGAGCUAAAUGCCAAUGGAUCGAUGGAGACUGUUGGUGAAUGCAGGUCUUAUGAAGGGGAGAAGUCUCAGAGUCCAAACCAAACUUGUAUAGAACAACCUCAUGUGGAUGGAGUUCCUGAAGAGCUGCCUUCUAUGGAGGAGGAUAUGGAUAUUUGUGAUACCCCGCCACAUGCUCCCUUGGUGACUGAUACAUCAACGGGUAAAUGGUUUUAUCUUGAUUAUUAUGGUGUGGAACGUGGACCUUCUAGACUGUAUGAUCUGAAGGCACUUGUUGAAGAAGGUUCUUUAAUGUCGGAUCAUUUUAUCAAGCACUUGGAUAGUGAUAGAUGGGUGACCGUCGAGAAUGCUGUUUCUCCUUUGGUCACCGUAAAUUUUCCAUCCAUUAUACCAGACUCUGUAACUCAGUUGGUGAGCCCCCCUGAAGCUUCAGGCAAUGUAUUGGCAGAUACUACAGAUACUCAAAGUGGCGAUUCUGAACAAAAACAAAUUUCAACUGCUGGGCCAAUUUUAUGUUCUGACGAAGGUGCGGAUACUUCUGAGCCAUUAGGAGAUCUUCACAUUGAUGAAAGGAUUGGCGCUUUGUUAGAGGAUAUUACUGUUAUUCCUGGCAGAGAACUUGAAACUAUUGCAGAAGUUUUGCAGAUGACUUUUGAUGGUGGACAAUGGGAAAGAUUGGCCAUCUCCGAAGGUUUCUCAGAUCAUGUUGGUGAACAGCUUGAUCAGAGUACCGAUGGUAUUUUGGAAUUUACUGACUAUGCAACAUCAGCGGAUACUGGUUCCAAGACAAAUGUAUCAUCAGAAAAGGACUUUGGCAUUGAUGAUUGUGACUUGACUUCUGGACCAUGGUCUUGCAAGGGUGGUGACUGGAGGAGAAAUGAUGAAUCUGCCCAAGAAAGAAAUGCUCGAAAGAAGCUUGUUCUAAAUGAUGGUUUUCCUCUGUGUCAGAUGUCCAAAUCAGGUUAUGAGGAUCCUAGAUGGCAUCAGAAAGAUGAAUUGUAUUAUCCUUCCCAAAGUAAACGACUUGAUCUGCCUCCUUGGGCAUUUACUUGUCUCGAUGAUAGGACACCAUUAACAAUGAGGGGAACUAAAGGAACUAUGCUACCUGUUAUCAGGAUAAAUGCUUGUGUGGUAAAGGAUCAUGGUUCAUUUGUCUCUGAGCCUCGCAUGAAGGUUAGGGGUAAGGGGCAUUCAAGGUCUUCUAAGCUAUUCUCUACAAAUAGUGAUGGGAAGCGUUUGUCAGCUGAUGGUGAUUCUCAGUUGAAAAUUGCUAGAGAUGUAGGUCCAGAGAGAUUUUUGAAAACUACUGCUUUCAUUAGCAUCCCCAAAGAUCGGCUUUGCUCAUAUGCUGACUUACAGUUGCAUUUAGGUGAUUGGUAUUACCUUGAUGGGGCUGGGCAUGAAUGUGGGCCUGCGUCGUUUUCAGAGCUACAGUUAUUAGCAGAUCAGGGUGUCAUUCAAAAGCACAGUAGUGUUUUCAGGAAAUUUGAUAGGGUGUGGGUUCCAGUUACAUCUCUUGCAGAAUGUUCUGAAUCGGCAAGAAAGAUUCAGAGGGAGAAAACUCCACUAUUUGGUGAAACAACAAAAGAUCCAGUUCCAGUAUCUGGGGCCACUUCCCUUGGUGGUCUCAUCUCAAAUUCAAGUGUGUUUCAUGAAUUACAUCCUCAGUUUGUUGGAUACACUCGGGGAAAGUUACAUGAAUUAGUUAUGAAAUCUUACAAGAGCCGGGAGUUCGCUGCAGCAAUAAACGAUGUGUUAGAUCCAUGGAUCAAUGCAAAACAACCAAAGAAGGAGAUGGAGAAGACCAUGCACUGGAAAUCAGAUGGCAGUGCACGUUCUGCUAAAAGAGCCAGAGUGGUGUUUGAUGAAAGUGAGGACGAUUGUGAAGUGGAUGAGGAUUUGCUGCAUCAACAUCAAAAGGAUGAAAUUUCGUUUGAGGAUUUGUGCGUGGAUGCCACUUUCCAUGGAGAAGGGAGUACAAGUUUGGAGGUGGAAUCCUGGGGUUUCCUUGAUGGUCAUAUUCUGGCACGAAUUUUUCAUUUUCUGCAGUCUGACCUUAAAUCCCUAUCGUUUGCUUCUGUAACUUGUAAGCACUGGAGAGCUGCUGUUCGGUUUUAUAAGGAUAUCUCUAGACAGGUUGAUUUAUCAUCCUUGGGUCCAAACUGCACAAAUUCCACGUUCCUGAACAUCAUGAGCACUUAUAAUAAAGAAAAGGUCAAUUGUAUAAUUCUAGUUGGCUGCAUCAACGUUACCGCAGUUGUACUUGAAGAGAUUCUUGGCAAGUUUCCUCAGUUAGCCUCUAUAGAUGUUCGAGGCUGCAGUCAGUUCAAUGAUUUGUCAUCCAAUUACCCGAAUAUAAAUUGGUUGAAAAGAAGUUCAAUUGGCACAAAAAACAACGAAGAAGGACACUCUAAAUUAAGGAGCCUUAGGCAUAUAACUGAAAAAUCUUCUUCUCUUUCUAAAAUUAAGGGCCUUAGUUCUAACGUGGAUGAUUUUGGUGAGCUGAAGGAGUAUUUUGAAAGUGUGGAUAAGAGGGAGUCAGCAAAUCAGUUAUUCCGCAGAAGCUUAUACAAGCGUUCAAAAGUAUUUGAUGCUAGAAGGUCCUCAUCAAUUGUUUCUAGAGAUGCCCGCAUGAGACAAUGGUCCAUUAAGAAAUCAGAAGUUGGAUAUAAGAGGAUGGUGGAAUUUCUUGCUUCCAGUCUGAAGGAGAUCAUGAAGGACAAUACAUUUGGAUUCUUUGUGCCCAAGGUUGCUGAAAUUCAGGAUAGAAUUAGAAAUGGUUAUUAUGUCAAGCGGGGGCUUUGUUCUGUCAAGGAAGACAUCAGUCGAAUGUGCAGGGAUGCGAUAAAAGCAAAGAGCCGUGGUGAUGGAGAUAUGAAUCACAUAAUUACGCUAUUCAUUCAACUUGCCACCCGUUUGGAGAAGAAAUCAAAGGUACGUCUGGAGAGGGAUGAUUUGAACUCUUGGGAAGAUGACAACUCUACAAGAUUUGGUUCUUCUGCUGCUCAGAAGUACAAAAGACGGCUUGGUAAAAUGGCUACUGAAAGGAAAUACACUAAUAGGAGCAAUGGCUCCAUAUUUGGAAAUGGUGCUUUAGAUCAUGGAGAGUAUGCAUCUGAUCGAGAAAUCAGGAGACGCUUAUCCAAAUUGAAUAAGAAGUCAAUUGGAUCUGAGAGUGAAACAUCAGACGAUUUUGAUAGGUCUUCUGGAGAUGAAAAGAGUAACAGUGAGAACAGUGUCUCAGAUACAGAAAGCGAUUUGGAGUUCUCAUCAGGUCGACUUGGAGAAACAAGAGGAGAUAAAUGCUUUAUUCUUGAUGAGGCACUUGAUUCUACAAUGGAUGACCGUGAAUGGGGUGCCCGCAUGACAAAAGCCAGCCUUGUUCCUCCUGUCACAAGGAAGUAUGAGUUGAUUGACGAAUAUGUUGUCAUAGCAGACGAGGAGGAAGUUCGACGCAAGAUGAGGGUAUCUCUACCAGAUGACUAUGUUGAGAAAUUAAAUGCCCAGAAGAAUGGUACUGAGGAGUUAGAUAUGGAACUUCCUGAAGUCAAGGACUACAAACCUCGAAAGAAAAUUGGAGAUGAGGUCUUAGAGCAAGAAGUUUACGGGAUUGACCCUUAUACACACAAUCUUUUGCUGGACUCAGUGCCUGAAGAUUUGAAUUGGUCUCUAAUGGAUAAACAUUUGUUUAUUGAAGACGUGCUGCUUCGCACUUUGAAUAAGCAGGCCAUACAUUUCACUGGCACUGGAAACACUCCCAUGAUGUAUCCUUUACAGCCCGUUAUUGAAGAAAUCGAGAAGGUUGCUGUGGAAGAAUGUGAUAUCCUAACAAUGAGACUGUGCCAAGGUAUCUUGAAAGCCAUGCAUAGUCGUCCUGAGGACAAAUAUGUUGCUUAUAGGAAGGGGCUGGGUGUUGUAUGCAACAAACAAGAAGGUUUUGCAGAAGAUGAUUUCGUCGUUGAAUUUUUGGGAGAGGUUUAUCCUGUUUGGAAAUGGUACGAGAAGCAGGAUGGAAUUAGGUCGUUACAGGAAAAUGACAAGGACCCAGCUCCCGAAUUUUAUAAUAUCUACUUAGAAAGACCGAAGGGUGACGGGGACGGUUAUGAUUUGGUGGUAGUUGACGCCAUGCACAAAGCAAACUAUGCAAGCCGCAUUUGCCAUUCUUGCCGACCUAAUUGUGAAGCAAAAGUUACCGCCGUAGAUGGUCAUUACCAGAUUGGAAUUUAUACCUUACGCAAAAUACAGUAUGGUGAGGAGAUCACAUUCGAUUAUAACUCCGUAACAGAGAGUAAGGAAGAAUAUGAAGCAUCAGUCUGUUUAUGUGGAAGCCAUGUUUGCCGAGGUAGCUACUUGAAUUUGACUGGUGAUGGAGCCUUUCUGAAGGUAUUGGAGGAAUGGCAUGGCCUUCUGGAUUGUCAUCAACUGAUGCUAGAAGCCUGUGAAUUAAAUUCAGUAUCAGAAGAGGAUUAUCUUGACUUGGGUAGAGCAGGAUUGGGCAGUUGUUUACUUGGGGGUUUACCUGAUUGGUUGGUGGCUUAUGCAGCUCGUGUGGUGAGGUUCAUUAAUUUUGAAAGAACAAAGCUUCCUGAGGAGAUUCUGACACACAAUUUGGAGGAGAAAAGGAAAUACUUUUCAGAUAUCUGUCUUGAUGUUGAGAAGAGUGACGCUGAAGUUCAGGCUGAGGGUGUUUACAAUCAAAGGCUACAAAAUUUGGCUGUUACUCUCGACAAGGUGAGAUAUGUGAUGAGAUGCAUUUUUGGCGACCCAAAGAAUGCUCCACCUCCAUUAAAGAGGCUUAGUCCUGAAGAAGCUGUAUAUUAUCUAUGGAAAGGAGAGGGAUCGCUAGUUGAGGAGCUGCUUCAGAGCAUGGCUCCACAUGUUGAAGAAGAUUUAAUAACUGAUCUCAAAUCCAAGAUUCAUGCCCACGAUCCAUUAAACUCUGAUGACAUUCAAAACGAACUUCAACAAUCUCUAUUGUGGUUGAGAGAUGAAGUUCGUAACGUUCCUUGUACAUACAAGUCCCGUAACGAUGCUGCCGCAGAUUUGAUUCAUAUUUAUGCUUUUACUAAGAAUUUUUUUAGAAUACAGGAAUACGAAGCUGUAACUUCCCCACCAGUUUACAUUAGUUCACUUGACUUGGGUCCCAAGUAUUUGGAUAAAUUAGGGACGGGUUUUCAAGAGUACCGCAAGACGUAUGGUCAGAAUUAUUGCUUAGGGCAGCUAAUUUUUUGGCACAACCAGCAAAACAUCGAUCCAGAUCGUAGCCUGGCCGAGGCCAGCAGGGGGUGCUUGUCUUUGCCAGAGAUAGCCUCCUUCUAUGCCAGAAUUCAGAAGCCUUCACGGCAGCGUGUAUAUGGCCCAAAGACUGUUAAAUUUAUGCUGUCAAGGAUGGAGAAGCAGCCGCAGAGACCGUGGCCAAAGGAUCGGAUAUGGUCGUUCAAGAACUCCCCAAAGGUGAUCGGCAGCCCAAUGCUGGACGCGGUGUUGAACAACUCACCCCUAGAGAGGGAUUUGGUACAUUGGCUAAAGCACAGAACUCCCAUAUUUCAGGCCAUGUGGGAUCGGUAAGAAAAAACUUUUGUAGGAGUAGAGGUAGGAUCAUUACCCAAUCCUGUGUAAAUUGUUUUGGAAUGAUUUCUCAAUUUAUAGUGUUCAUCGCUGCCCUGAAUAGUUGUUGGGGGGUUGGCCAUCAUUCCAGAGCAUCAUUACUAGCUUAGCUUCUUCCUUCCCAUUCUUCUGUACAGUUUCUUCUCUUCUUCUUCUUCCUUUCUUCUUCCUUUUGUUAUUUUGUAAUUCAUAUUUGGUUAGUAAAUCAUUAUUAUUCCCUCUAAUUGGAGAAAUGAAAGUAGAAGAAAUAGUUUAAAGGCUUA
Molecule: messenger RNA, 7747 nt
Organism: Cucurbita moschata (crookneck pumpkin)
Lineage: Eukaryota; Viridiplantae; Streptophyta; Magnoliopsida; Cucurbitales; Cucurbitaceae
Product: histone-lysine N-methyltransferase ATXR3-like
Exons: 20
Coding region: 336-7445 (2369 amino acids)
Molecular function (GO): protein binding
Source: RefSeq, a predicted model, not a curated record